Megachile rotundata (alfalfa leafcutting bee) is the source of this 673-nucleotide messenger RNA. RefSeq names its product transmembrane protein 60. The record is from RefSeq and is a predicted model, not a curated record. NCBI's taxonomy places the organism in Eukaryota, Metazoa, Arthropoda, Insecta, Hymenoptera, Megachilidae.
ACAUCUGCAUAAUCUUUAUAUUUUAUAGGUUAGCCGACAGCGAAGGUUAUGUGUAUAUUAAAGUAUUAUAGUAAACAAAUUGCCGAAAUUGCAAUAUGAUCGUAUAGUAUUUUACGGUCACGUUUUGUCUCGUGAUUUUUGACGAAUUUAGUUUGAUAUUGCAAUGUCAGUAUUGCAUCGUGCUGUAUAUACUUGGUUCAAUCAUUUGAUUUUUGCAAUUCUACUUGUUCUAAGGCUCGAUCAAAAAAUACAAUGGAAUUGGUUCAUUGUUUUCAUUCCAAUGUGGUUAUACGACCAAAUAUUUUUGAUUUAUAUCGUUUUUAAUAUGGUUUCCCAUUUUAAAAAUGGUCUUGUUGUUAAUUUGCGUCGACAAGCAUGGUACAUGGCAGCUGUAUUUAUGAAAUUAACUGCUCAGAUUCUAAUUUGUUUGAAAUUGGAAGCUUCUCAUUGGGAAUUACCAGCAAAAGUUGUUUUAGCACCAUUUUGGGUACUCCUUCCAGCACUGACAGUUGAUGUUUUUGUCCAUCUGAUACAUGACCCGUAUUGACAAUGGCAGAUCACAGUUAAUUCAAAGAUAUUUAAUUAAAUAUGAUAAUCGUAUUAUUGGCCCUGGGAAUCCAAUGGAUGAAAAUAAAUACAAUUAUGAAGUGUUAACUGGAAAACUGUUUAUAAG